Molecule: messenger RNA, 976 nt
Organism: Pectinophora gossypiella (pink bollworm)
Lineage: Eukaryota; Metazoa; Arthropoda; Insecta; Lepidoptera; Gelechiidae
Exons: 5
Coding region: 134-976 (280 amino acids)
Source: RefSeq, a predicted model, not a curated record
CCGUCAACUCAAAAUUUAAAUUUCGAAUCACUAAAGUUGCCAGUUUCAAUGCGUUUAAAAGUAAUAGCAAAAAGUUUUUAUUUUAAUUUUAAAAGUUAAUGAUACACUGUGCUAGAUUCAAACGUAGAACAGAAUGUAUUGGUACGUUCAAAAUUGUUUGUUGUUUGCAAUAACAGUUUCUUUGUUGCAAACGGUUGCAAGUGAAAUAAGUAUGUCUGAGAGCGGUGGAAAUUGUUCGGAAGUUUCGAACUUACGAACGUUUUCGAGGAGAAAAAGGUUUUUAGUGUUUCCAGAAGCUAGUUCGCUCCAAUUAGUUUUCUGUUGCCAAACCUCAGCUCUAAUACCAAUUGGCGAUAUUUUUCUCUAUGGUAACACUGCGGCUUUAGCUUGGACCUUGCCAACGGACCCAGACUUCUUGACGAUGUUUAAGAAACAUGAAAAAUCUCAAAGACGGCAGGAUACGAAAGAAAUCUAUUACCUAGACGCCAACGGAAAGCUCCUUGCUAAGGUGCCGUAUAAAAGGAAACCAAUCAUAAACCCAGCUUUCGCGAAGAGGAGCGUGGACGAACAAAAGACGACGUUCAAAGAAAAGUUGAAAAUCAAAUUGGACAGAAUGAAAAUGCACGAAAAACAAAAGAGUAGACAAUAUCUGAAAUCUGAAUAUAUGGAUGAGAAAAGUGUGAAUUUUCACAGACACAGUCGCGUUGGCUUGUAUGAAAAGUUGGAGAAGCUAUUUACUGCGUUAGGGAACGAUGGGAAGCAGUGCGUUCUUUACAAACUAUGCGAGUCAGCUCGGAGUCGCGCGAGCCAGGGGACAUUCCUUCAGGAGCUCGAGAGAAUUGUUUUCACGUUACCCAAAGGAGUGCAGUUUGCUAAAGAAGAACAUAAGGACUAUGACAAGGCACACCACGACAGCAAAACUGACGAUUGUUCCACUUUGUACCCCGGUUGUGAAGGAUCUAUAAUUCCUGUAUAA